AGCGUCAAAUCCGCCGUUAGCCUUCGUGAUUGCAUAUUGUCAUAUUGAUCACCGUGACAAAUCAGAGAGGAGAAGAGAAUAAUGGCUAGCAGAACUCUGAGGUAUCGUGAAGCGUUACCCGAUGAAUAUGAAAGAACCUCCGAUUUCCUAACCUGCGCUUCUUGCGACGUGCGAGUGAUCGGAUUUGUAGUGGAUAAUGAAUCUGAUCAAGAUAGUUUGAACCAACAAGGCACUGUGGCUCCUAGUGGUUUACUAUCACAGCAGCAGAAUCGACUCUCAGCUAUGGACCUUGGCGCAGUCAUUUCAACCCAAGAGCUUGGUGGUUCAAGCACCAGUGGGAGCAACGAAGCAUCUUCUUCGUCCAAUAUUCCAAUCAUCUGCAUAUAUUGCCGAGAGACCGGGGCUGCAGCUGAUACAGUGAUACUAUUCGGAGACGACCAAGACCAAUCAUACGGGAUGGUCCUUUGGUGAGAGAAAGGGAUCUUAGAGAAUGGGAACUUAGACGCGCCAAGUGUCCAUUCCCCAUCGGCUGGGCAAGUCUGUUGCCAGCUGGUGUCCAUUCCCCAGCCAGAACAUAAAUACUCAAUGAAGCUAGAUGCCAAGAGACCAAACUUGCUAGCUCUAUCUACUUAAUUAUAACAAAUCUUAAUUAUGCAUAAAGGAUGGAAAGACGCUAGUUUUAGUGUUUUAGAUUUUCAUGGUCUCUCUAUAACUCUUUUUAAUAUUUAAUAUCCACCUCUUUUUA
Messenger RNA from Camelina sativa (false flax), 745 nucleotides. RefSeq lists its product as uncharacterized. The record is from RefSeq and is a predicted model, not a curated record. NCBI's taxonomy places the organism in Eukaryota, Viridiplantae, Streptophyta, Magnoliopsida, Brassicales, Brassicaceae.